AUGCCCGCAUUGAAGCUCCCCACACGCGCUCUGCGCCCAACGUGGUGUCCACGACCGCAAUGGCAGCCCACACGCAUGCUCUCCCAAACCUCCCGACUACGCGCCGCGACACCCAAAGACGACGGCGAAAACCUCAACUCGAUCUCGCGCCACGUCACCCAGCCGAAAUCCCAAGGCGCAUCGCAAGCAAUGCUCUACGCCACCGGCCUCACCGAAGCCGACAUGUCGAAAGCGCAAGUCGGCAUUUCGUCCGUCUGGUACAGCGGCAACCCGUGCAACAUGCACUUGAUGGACUUGAGCCACAAGGUGAAAGAGGGUGUGCAGAAGGCGGGACUCUUGCCUAUGCAGUUCAACACCAUUGGUGUCAGUGAUGGUAUUUCCAUGGGCACGAAGGGGAUGCGGUACAGCUUGCAGAGUCGGGAUUUGAUUGCGGAUAGCAUUGAAACGGUCAUGGGUGGGCAGUGGUAUGAUGCCAAUAUCAGUCUGCCGGGUUGCGACAAGAAUAUGCCGGGGGUGAUUAUGGCCAUGGGAAGGGCGAACCGGCCGAGCAUCAUGGUCUAUGGAGGUACGAUUGCACCCGGCUGCGGAUCGAAGCCUCGGAACAGCAAGCUGGACAUUGUGUCUGCUUUCCAAUCUUAUGGACAGUACAUUGCCGGCGAGAUUGACGAGGAGGAGCGCUUCGACAUCAAUCGCCAUGCUUGCCCGGGUGCCGGAGCAUGCGGCGGCAUGUACACCGCCAACACCAUGGCGUCGGUGAUUGAGGUAAUUGGCAUGACAUUACCCGGCUCUUCCUCGAACCCUGCCGUGAGCAAAGCAAAGGAACAGGAAUGUCUCUCCGCUGGCGCUGCCAUCCGCAAUCUCCUCAAGGAGGACAUCAGACCGUCGGACAUUAUCACUCGAAGGGCACUGGAAGACGCGAUGGUGCUGGUCAACAUCACAGGCGGCAGCACCAACGCCGUCCUUCACCUCCUCGCCAUUGCACACAGCGUCGGCGUGCAACUCAGCAUCGACGACUUCCAAUCCGUCUCCGACCGCACCCCCUUCCUCGCAGACUUGAAACCAUCCGGCAAGUACGUGAUGGAAGACCUCUACAACAUUGGCGGCACACCUUCCCUCAUCAAACUCCUCCUCAAAGAAGGCCUCAUCGACGGCAGCCGCAUCACCGUCACCGGCCGCACAUUAGCCGAAAACGUGGAGAAGGCGCCCGACUUCCCCGCCGACCAAGACAUCAUUCGCCCUCUGUCCAACCCCAUCAAGAGCACCGGCCACAUCCAGAUCCUCCGCGGCUCGCUCGCCCCAGGCGGCAGCGUAGGCAAAAUCACCGGCAAAGAAGGCACAGUCUUCACCGGCAAAGCGCGCUGCUUUGACGCAGAAGACGACUUCAUUGCCGCGCUGGAAGCGAAGACGUUCAAAAAGGGCGAGAAGGUGGUCGUCAUCAUUCGUUAUGAAGGACCGAAAGGUGGACCCGGCAUGCCGGAGAUGCUCAAACCCUCCUCCGCCAUCAUGGGCUACGGACUGGGGAACGAUCUUGCCCUAAUCACCGACGGUCGCUUCUCGGGCGGCUCGCACGGCUUCUUGAUUGGACACGUUACGCCCGAAGCGCAGCAGGGCGGACCUAUUGGCCUAGUGCGCGAUGGAGACACAAUAACGAUUGAUGCGGAGAAGCGCGCGAUUGAUAUCAUAGAUCAGAGUCCUGAGGAGCUGGAGCGGAGGAAGAAGGAGUUCCAGGCGCCACCGUUGAAGUACCAGAAGGGCACGCUGUACAAGUAUGCGAAGAUUGUGAGUGAUGCUAGUCAUGGGUGUAUCACUGAUGGUUGA
Molecule: messenger RNA, 1818 nt
Organism: Neohortaea acidophila
Lineage: Eukaryota; Fungi; Ascomycota; Dothideomycetes; Mycosphaerellales; Teratosphaeriaceae
Product: dihydroxy-acid/6-phosphogluconate dehydratase
Exons: 2
Coding region: 1-1818 (605 amino acids)
Biological process (GO): branched-chain amino acid biosynthetic process
Cellular component (GO): mitochondrion
Molecular function (GO): dihydroxy-acid dehydratase activity
Source: RefSeq, a predicted model, not a curated record